Messenger RNA from Yarrowia lipolytica CLIB122, 825 nucleotides. RefSeq lists its product as uncharacterized. Gene Ontology annotation, cellular component: membrane. The record is from RefSeq and is a predicted model, not a curated record. NCBI's taxonomy places the organism in Eukaryota, Fungi, Ascomycota, Dipodascomycetes, Dipodascales.
AUGGCAGUGGAAGAAACGACGGCUUCGACCGUCCUGUCAACAAUUGGAACCGUGCUGUGGUGCAUCCAAUUGGCACCCCAGGUGAUCCACAACUACCGUCAUAAGUGCACAGAAGGCCUCCCACCAAUCAUGUUGUUUCUAUGGGGUUCUUCGGCCGUUCCGUUUGGAGUAUAUUUCAUUGCUCAGCGUGGAGGAGUGGCUCUUCAGGUGCAGCCCCAGAUUUUUGGAAUUUUCUCUUUCAUUGGCUGGUUUCAGUGUCUCUACUAUCCCCCGAUCCAACGGCCUAUGAAAUACUGUUUGAUUCUGGUCGGAUGCACGAUCGUGGCAGCAGCUUGUAUUGAGGUGGGACUUUCUAUUGGAUUCCGGUACCUGUACGACCGUGGAACCACCUGGCCCAAUCUCAUGAUUGGAAUCAUUGCCUGUGUCCUUCUGGCUGCCGGUCUGCUGCCUCCUUACUACGAGUUGUGGAAGCGAAACGGACAGGUGGUUGGAAUCAACUUUGUGUUUCUGACCAUGGAUUCACUGGGAGCUCUAUUUUCGUUCCUGUCGCUGCUGUUCCAGAAGGGCGACUUUGACGUGCUGGGCUGCAUUCUGUACCUCAUUGUGCUGGCUCUGGAGCUGGGCAUCAUGACUUCCCAUGUGAUUUGGCUGCUUCGAACCCGAAAGGAGAGAAAGCUCAACAGUGAGCUUACAGUGGCCAAUGAUAUCGAAGAGGGACCCAAGGAUAAUUUGGAGAGCGAAGGAACCGAUAUUUCCGAGUCUCUGACGGCAACCGAGGAGGGAAAUGGAAAGAACCGGCUGCAUGGGGUGGCCGUUGAGGUUUGA